Molecule: messenger RNA, 3624 nt
Organism: Archocentrus centrarchus (flier cichlid)
Lineage: Eukaryota; Metazoa; Chordata; Actinopteri; Cichliformes; Cichlidae
Gene: st8sia5
Product: ST8 alpha-N-acetyl-neuraminide alpha-2,8-sialyltransferase 5
Exons: 9
Coding region: 594-1937 (447 amino acids)
Biological process (GO): N-glycan processing; oligosaccharide metabolic process
Molecular function (GO): alpha-N-acetylneuraminate alpha-2,8-sialyltransferase activity
Source: RefSeq, a predicted model, not a curated record
CCGCCUGCCUGGCUGGGAAAAGGCGCAUCUUCCCUCCUUUUAUAUUUCAGUCACGCACCUUUGCUCAGAUUUGACAAGAAGCAUGAGGGAUGUGUUUUGUUGUUAUCCUAGCAGCACCGUAAUUUAAAGAAGAGAAAAUCGCGCUUAGAGUCGAUGCCUUUGCUUCGUGUGAUUUGAGAUUUCUGGAUUUAUUCUGCAUUGAUUGCCGUUUUUGCGCGUAUUUUAGAAAAAUCUGCAACGCUUGCAUACGACCUGGCGACUGCGCCUCUUCGAAGAGAGUAGGGCGAUAACCGAGAGGUAUCAAAAAAAUUUGCUUCGGGGCCGUUCAUAUUUUUCUAUUCGUCCGUUUGCGAAAAAAUAUAAGAAAAUCUUAUUUUAAAACGAGGCGCGGGAGCAUUAGUGGUUUGAGAUCACAAGCACCGAUAUUUCACGAUGCACCUCACCCACCUCCGAUGAUGCUGUGGUCAGAGAGCAGUAAAACAGACUAAAAAUGUCAUGGGCCAUGUCCACUCCAGCGGGUACAAGACACCUGCGAUCCUGGUUCUGAAUGCAGCGGAGAGAGACACCGAACUGGGUGUCACCGUCAGCCCUGGAUGCUGCGCCGAAAGAUGGGAUACUCCGACCCAUCGUCGGGUAAAGACUUACUCGGCAGCAGAUCUCUUUGUUUUAUAUUUAUUUGCGCAUUUGGACUCGUCACACUUUUGCAACAGAUUCUCUACGGGAAAAACUACAUCAAGAGUGCGCAACAGUUUAGCCGACUCAAAGGGGACGAGACAGGAAAUUGGACCGGUCCCGUUAAUUUCUCGGAUGACGGAUCUCUGAAGCCUGCCAGAAAUGGAAGGAAAAGAUGUUUCCGUCAGAAUUUUCAGCCAGAUUCACAGAUCUCCGUAAUAGUCACACCCUGCCUAGCUGAUAUUAAGAAGAAAAAAAAACGCUCUCAAAGGUAUCUGGAAACUUAUGAUGGCUCCUAUGACUACAACUCUACUGCAUGCAGGGAGCUCAGACAGGAGAUUAUAGACGUCAAAGUGCUGACAAUGGUGAAAACCUCAGAGCUGUUUGAGAGAUGGCGAAACCUGCAGGUGUGUAGGUGGGAGCAGAACAAGGAGGAGACCAGCAACUUUAAGAUGUCUCUGUCUCGCUGCUGUAAUGCUCCUAACUUUCUGUUCACGACCAAGAGGAACACCCCCGCAGGGAGCAAGCUGAGGUACGAGGUGGACACCAGUGGUAUCCUUCCCAUUACUACUGAGAUCUUCAAGAUGUUCCCAGAUGAUAUGCCGUAUUCCAAAUCACAGUUCAAGAAAUGUGCUGUCAUUGGGAAUGGUGGUAUCAUCAAGAACAGCAAAUGUGGAAAGGAAAUUGACUCAGCAGAUUUUGUUUUUAGAUGCAACAUACCGCCCAUUAAUGACAAGUAUUCAGCAGAUGUUGGCACUAAAACAGAUCUGGUGACAAUAAAUCCGAGCAUAAUAACUGAGAGAUUUCAGAAGCUGGAGAAAUGGCGGAGGCCAUUUUACGAAGUCCUUCAGAAUUACGAGAACUCGUCAGUGGUGCUACCCGCCUUCUACAACACCCGCAACACUGACGUGUCAUUCAGAGUUAAGUACAUGCUGGAUGACUUCGACUCCCAGAGAGGCGUGUUCUUCUUCCACCCGCAGUAUCUGCUUAAUGUGCAGCGCUUCUGGGCAGUGCAGGGCGUUCGUGCCAAACGGCUCAGCAGCGGCCUGAUGCUGGUGACCGCCGCAUUAGAGAUGUGCGAGGAGGUCCACCUCUACGGUUUCUGGGCAUUUCCUAUGAACCCCUCCGGCAUCUUCAUCACGCACCACUACUACGACAAUGUCAAGCCGCGGCCCGGCUUUCACGCGAUGCCCCAUGAAAUUUUCAACUUCAUUCACAUGCACACACGUGGGAUCAUCAACGUACACACGGGGCCGUGCAUAUGAUCCCUCACUCUAACUGCGAACCUGCUUUAAUGCAACAGAUUUUCACUUAUAAUUUGUCGUCAGGCAGGUUUGAUUCAUGGUGUUUUCAGUUUAGUUCACUGUUUCGAGCCCAGUUACACAGAGUUGACUUUGGGGUCAGACACAUUCUGAAUAGUUCAACUACACGUUGAAGAUUUCUCGCUUUAACUGCCAGCAUCUUUUAAUUUCUUCAGUAAAAUCACCAUGGUUAUCGCUGACUCUCAGACCGUUGGAUGCUUGUUUUUAAUGUGAAAAGUGGUCUUCAUAGUGAUGUUGUUUCUGUGAAGUUUUCUAGUGGCUCGGCUGUACAGAGGUGUUGUUUUUCUACUCAGUUACACAGCUAUUUAAGCCUCUCUUCUUCUCUCUUUUUCUCGGACACUCUGUGGGUGUGGCAGCUUUUAAUGUUUGUGUAAAAAAUAAAACCCUCUGAACCUAAAUAUUCAGCUAAUAGUAAAAAUAUGAAAAAGAUAAAACUAAAAUUCAGUUGUCUACUUUUGUAAUCUAUUUCCUAUUCACCAGAUUCCCUCAGCGAAUAUUUUAAAACACUAUUGAAAUGGCCUGUUUUUCCAUGGCCUGCUCUCUCCCAUUUAAAAAUAGUUCUCAUUAUUCCUGGUGGAAAAGAGGCAGCAUUAAAUUUUCCUUUUUCUUUUUUUGGGUGGGGUGGAUUGGCAGUGUCAUGGUUCAGGGUGAAAGCGAGAUAGACAUUUUACAAUAUACCAUCUCAACAGAGCUUUGGCUUUCCGAUUUUUAAAACAACAUAGCACUGUAACGCAACCCAGCCUAUCGCUGUCAUUCAUGUCUUAAGCCUUAUUGCCUUAUGAGGUAUGAAAUCCCUCUGUAUGAUGUGCAGUGCACUCGGUGUUUUGCUUGUCUACAAAUACAAUAGCAUCAAACUAAAUUCUUAGUUUGCCUCUUUAAUUUAAGCACAUCAAAACAUGCUAAAGUAAAAAAAAAAAUCCAUGUGCAGUUCGCAGCUUAUAUUCUAUUGGAAUUACUCCCUGUAAACUCCACUCAUAACCAUGUAGUGCUCUGCAUGAUUUUACUCUAUACUUGGCUUUGUGUGUGCCUGCUUCAAUGAUCACUGAAAUAGCCAAUGUUUACACUUAAGCCUCGACUGAAGCUCACAGUGCUUUCGGAGAUGUGCACGGGAACCUUUUUGGAGAAAUAUUGCUGGAUGCGUUAAAGUGGCUGGUAUGAUGCGGUAUAAUUUUCAGUUGUGACCCAAAAACAAAGCAUCAUGCAUUGGUACACUGGAAAGUCGUAAAAGUUUUUACAAUUUGUUUUGUUGUACAACAAAACAAAUUGUUGUGCGCCUGUAAAUUUAUCUUUUGAUCACUCCCCCUGUUCAUUCUCAGCUGUGCACUUGUCCAUUACUUCUUUGUAUGCAUUAUGAAUACGAUUUAAAAAAAAUGCUGUUUCCUUCACCUCUUUAAACAGACGUUUUCUGUGUUUAUGCACAAGAGAGACAAGUUUAACAAAUAUGAGCAUCAAAUAGUUUCCAGUUAAUCACUGAUUUGUUCUACAGUCACAGUUAAAUCAUGAAUAGAAAUAAAGGGGAACUGGUCUGAGUAAUGAACGGAGGUAAUAUAUAACACAGUGCUUCUUAACUGACUUUGGAUCAUUCUUUAUACUGGUACUGUGUUUGUAAAUAAACUUGUCUGAAUUUUCA